Salarias fasciatus (jewelled blenny) is the source of this 1507-nucleotide messenger RNA. It is a transcript of the gene tagln, whose product is annotated as transgelin. The record is from RefSeq and is a predicted model, not a curated record. Gene Ontology annotation, biological process: actin filament organization. Gene Ontology annotation, cellular component: actin cytoskeleton. The transcript is spliced from 6 exons. The coding region runs from base 249 to 842 and encodes 197 amino acids. Gene Ontology annotation, molecular function: actin filament binding. Lineage: Eukaryota; Metazoa; Chordata; Actinopteri; Blenniiformes; Blenniidae.
CCCUCUCUCUCUUUUCCUCAGUAGAACAGUGAAGUCAUCUUGUCUCAUCUGCUCCUUUUAAGCCGGCGUUUUUGGGAGGGAGGUCCCUGCCAAGCAUAUACAAACACUCAGUCAAGCAUCCUCACUCAGCCCGCACGCUGCACUAGUGGCCAGCAGAGAGCUCACCUUAUCCUUCACACAGAAUAGGCGGCUCAGCCUCUCCCCCUCCCACGGGAGUGAGUGUUAUUAAGCUGCACAGAAACGUCGGCAUGGCAAACAAAGGCCCCUCCUACGGCAUGAGCCGGCAGGUUCAGGACAAGAUCGACAGCAAGUACGACCCCGACCUGGAGCAGAUCCUGGUGGAGUGGAUCGGCCGUCAGUGCGGCUCCGGUGUGGGAAAACCAGAGGCUGGAAAAAUGGGCUUCCAGGCCUGGCUGAAAGAUGGCUGCGUCCUGAGCGAACUUAUUAAUAGUCUAUUUCCCGGAGAUAAACCAGUGAAGAAGAUCCAGAGCUCGCCCAUGGCCUUCAAGCAGAUGGAGCAGAUCUCUCAGUUCCUCAACGCUGCGGAGAAGUACGGGGUCACCAAGACUGACAUGUUCCAGACAGUGGACCUCUGGGAAGGUAAGGAUCUGGCGGCGGUGCAGAGGACCCUCUCUGCUCUGGGCAGCUUGGCCGUCACCAAGGAUGAAGGAACGUACAACGGAGACCCGAACUGGUUCUUCAAGAAAGCGCAGGAGAACAAGCGGGAAUUCAGCGACGAGCAGUUGAAGGCGGGCAAAAAUGUGAUCGGCUUACAGAUGGGUUCCAAUAAGGGAGCCAGCCAGGAGGGCAUGAGUUACGGCAGACCCCGACAGAUCCUGUAGAUCCACCGUGCCCCCAGUACUCUCGACCUCUGCAGCCCACCCUGCCACCCCGAAGCCUCUGAUGCCUCUCACGACCUUUUCAGGGCCUGUAAACCUCUAACCGGUUCCACUACAGCUGCCUUUAUGCUUUACUAUUACUAAAUAGCGAUUCUUUUAUCGCAACCCACCUUCCCCCGUCGUCAGUCUGAACCCUUGAUUUACCUGCUUGCAUCGGUGACAUUCUGCGGAAGUCACUGUGCUUUGUGUUCAAACUGAAGGUUUGUUGUCUUACGAUGUACCGAUGUCAACAGAUGUGACCAAAGCAAUAGUCUUGGAUGCAUUUCAAACCAAAAAACAUGUUGUACUGAGGAUCGAGUGAUUCUUUCUCUCUCCACAAGGUUUGUGUAACAGCAUGGAGUCUCUGCCGACCCGCCAGGUUUCAUCUCCGAUUCACAAGUCUGAAUUCUAGCAUCUGUUCCCUUCACAUCAGGGACAUCAGUUCAGGACUUCGACACAAAUAUUGAUUUGUUUACAUAAUUUGUAAAGGGGCAUCCUUUCCAAAUCAGCACCAAUAAGCCUUAUUUCACCAAUCACUACCCUCAGCCCAGCCUGCUGUAUCAGCGCCAAUAUUUUUGUACAUUGUCUUAUUAAAUGAUGACUUUGAAAUACAUUUGCAGUCUGAAUUG